GCAAAAGAACCUCACCUUGAUAGACAUGUCACGUAAAGAAUAACAGUGUAAUAUUUCUUGUUUGCGGUAUAAAAUUAAAUAUUAUAUAUACAUAAAAAUACAUAUGUACCUUCAAAUACAUACUUAUGAAAUAUAUACAUACGUAUGUACAGAUGUAAAUAAAAAAUUAAAAUUACAAUAAUUAUAAACACAGUAAAAGUGUACAUAAUUAUGUGUCUUUGAGAAAAAAAAAGGUCGUUUCUCUAAGAGAAUAAAUAUUUUAUUUAUAAAAAAUUUUUAGAAUAAAUUCUUUAAAAACAAAAAAUUGCAACUGUAACCGGGAUUAAUAUAAUAUGUAUAUUGGUCGCCUAUUUCAGAACAUAUACAAAUAGUUCAUAUGAAAUGUUAAAUAUUAUCGAUAAUAAAUUUAAUGUAUAAUUAAUCAAAAUUCAACCUAGAAAGUGCUAAAAAGUGUUAAUUGUUCCAAUUUUUAUAUUUUAUGUGUAAUUUGUUAUCAUAAUUUUACAUUUAACCAAAAGAAAUCUAGUUUUUGUGCAUUAUGUCUGUUUGGACUAUAUCUAAAUCAAAUAUUCCCGUUCAAUCACAUCAAAAUUUGAAUUUAAAUGAUACAGCAGCUUUUUGUACACUUAAUCCUUACACAGCUGAUAACAGUCAAGUAAAUCUAAAAGAUUUCAUAAAUCAUACUUCUUCAAGCAAUCAAAGCUUACUCAAUUUAAAUAACUCUGGAGGUGGAAAUAAAAAGUGGAAAAAAUCUGGAAGUAGUAUGUCACAAUCAGGGGAGGAUUUACAUUCACCAAGCUAUUUAUCCUGGCGUAAAUUGCAACUAAGUAGAGCUAAAUUAAAGGCAUCGAGUAAAACAUCAGCCUUGCUUUCCGGAUUUGCAAUGGUUGCUAUGGUUGAAGUUCAAUUGAACAAUGACACGCAGGUCCCCACCGGAAUGCUUGUUGCAUUUGCUGUUUGUACAACAUUAUUAGUAGCUGUACAUAUGUUGGCUCUAAUGAUAUCAACUUGUAUUUUGCCAAACAUAGAAACUGUAUGUAAUUUACAUAGUAUAUCACUAGUUUAUGAAUCUCCACACGAACGAUUACAUUGGUAUAUUGAAACAGCUUGGGCAUUUUCAACUUUACUUGGACUUAUUCUCUUUUUAUUAGAAAUAGCCAUUCUUUGUUGGGUUAAAUUCUACGAUUUAAGUCAAGUUGCGGCAUGGUCAGCUUGUAUCGUACUUAUUCCAGUUUUAAUUAUAUUUUUAGCAUUUGCAAUUCAUUUUUAUAGAUCAUUAGUAACACAUAAAUAUGAAGUUACUAAAUCGCAAUUUCAAGAAUUAGAAAUGUUAAAGGAACAAAUGGAACAAGAUCACACCCAACAGCAUCGAAAUAAUGGGAUAAACUAUGGUUCGAAUACAGAAAUAGUAUAAAAAUAAUUAUUAAAGAAUUACUAAAACAGGGUUCUUAGCAGUUUUUAAACCUUAAAUUAAGGAUAAUCAAAAAUAAUUAAAGUAUUUGACCAAAAAAUCCCGGAAGUCAUACUGAAAAUUUUGAAAUAUUUUUGUGAAUAUUGUGUAAAUAUUGGUUAGUUAAUUUUAUAUAGGUAUAAUAUGUACUUCCUUAAAAUUUUUUUAAUGAUCGAUUACAAUUUUAUUUUUGAAAGAAAUUCGUUUUUGUAAACAUACAUACAUACAUACAUAUUAGUAUCCGAAACUAAAAAAUACAAAAUCAAAAACCAAAUCAUAGAACAAAUUUGA
Molecule: messenger RNA, 1741 nt
Organism: Condylostylus longicornis
Lineage: Eukaryota; Metazoa; Arthropoda; Insecta; Diptera; Dolichopodidae
Gene: Orai
Product: calcium release-activated calcium channel protein 1
Exons: 4
Coding region: 539-1414 (291 amino acids)
Biological process (GO): store-operated calcium entry
Cellular component (GO): membrane
Molecular function (GO): store-operated calcium channel activity
Source: RefSeq, a predicted model, not a curated record